AUGAUCGAGUAUGACAAGGGCGGCCUGGGCCUUUGGCUGCUGCUGCAGAUUGCGGGCACCACCUGGCCCAGCGCGGUGCCACCGGCGCUCCUGGCCUCAGGAAUCAGCCUUGUCAUGGGCCUCUACGAGGACGUGGACCUCGUGACCCGCGACCGAGACCUUUUCUUAGGCCACCCCUAUGCCUUCCAGCUCUUCGCAGUGGUUGUGGGCAGCCUUCUGAUCUUCAAGACCAAUUCUGCGUACCAGAGAUAUUGGGAGGCUGCUGGGGCUUUGCAGAACAUGGCCAGCAAGUGGCUGGACGGUGUGUGCAUGGCCGUGUCCUUUGACGCUUCAGGUGAUGCCGGACACCCGUACCUCGAGGGAGCCUGCUCGGAGAGGAGUACAGAGCCUCACGCGAAGACCGGCAGUAAGGGCGGGCCAAACCACAACAGCUACGUCGCCGACCUGAUUCACCUUUGCAGCCUGCUGCAUGCACUUGCACUGCAGCAUCUCCGAAAGGACCAGGAUUUGGACAAUUUGGUGACAGCCAGCGAGCGCAUUCGCGCCCCGGCCUUGCAGAAAAGCCAGUCCAUGAUUUCGGAGUGGUCGAUCUUCUCUCCAGAGCACAUUUCGGAGUCGCACAGGGCGGCGAAACUUCCCGUGAUCGGUGGUCUGGAGCUCGAGGAAAGGGAAGCUCUUGGAGCGGAUACCGUCGGACGGCCGCUGCCCACCGAUGCUCGCAUCGCCAUGGUGGAGGGCUGGUUCAUGCGCCGGAUGAUUGCGAGACAAAAGUACGAGCAAGGCGAUACCUCGGCGACUGCGCCGCCCAUUUUAAGUCGACUUUACCAGGUCAUUUCGGAUGGCACCUUAUGGUACAGCACCUCAGCCAAGAGCGCAGAUAUUCCCUUUCCAUUUCCGUACCAGAACUUUGUCGAGGUGAUGGUGUGGCUCUUCUCCUUCUUGGCACCAGUGGUCAUCAACGGCAUGGUGUUCGACCAAGUGGCCAGGACCGUGGGUACCUUUUGCGUGGUGCUCACCUACCAUGCGAUCAAGAACACUGGAGAUGUUCUGGAGGAUCCUUAUCUUCCCUACGAUCCCAAUGACUUACCUCUGGUGAAUCUGCAGCGCUCGCUGAAUCAGCGACUCCUCUCUUUGGGGGUUGUGCCCAGCGCACCAGGUCCAUCAUCGUGUCCAUCACCAAAGCUGGAUAGUUUGGAGGCCGUGGACGUGGUGCUGGCGGCAGAAAUGAGGGAGCCAGUCCAGGUAUCGAAGAAAGUCCAGGCACCAAAGACGCACAAGGCCAACUCGAGCAAUUCGGUUUCUGCCUGCCUGGGCUGCAUACCCGUCACCUUUGGCUUUGCUCAUCUUCAAGCUGCCAACUUCAAGUGA
Effrenium voratum is the source of this 1368-nucleotide messenger RNA. The record is from the annotation of a GenBank genome assembly. NCBI's taxonomy places the organism in Eukaryota, Dinophyceae, Suessiales, Symbiodiniaceae.